Bufo gargarizans (Asiatic toad) is the source of this 759-nucleotide messenger RNA. Its product is annotated as 110 kDa antigen-like. The record is from RefSeq and is a predicted model, not a curated record. NCBI's taxonomy places the organism in Eukaryota, Metazoa, Chordata, Amphibia, Anura, Bufonidae. The transcript has 3 exons. The coding region runs from base 1 to 759 and encodes 252 amino acids.
AUGACAGAAAGGUCUGAAGGGAAGCUGAGUAGUCUGAAAGGGACAGAGGAGUUUCAAAGAGACAGAAGGCCUGAAGAAGGGGAGAUCACACUGGUCCCUGUGAAGCCUGAAGAAGGGGAGAUCACACUGGUCCUUGUGGAGCCUGGAGAAGAAAAGGAGAUCACGCUGGUCCCUGUGGACCCUGAAGAAGAAGAGGAGACUACACUGGCCUUUGUAGAGCGUAAAGAAGAAGAGGAGAUCACACUGGUCCCUGUGGAGCCUGGAGAAGUGCAGAUAACACUGGUCCCUGUGGAACCUGAAGAAGAAGAGGAGACUACACUGGCCCCUGUAGAGCCUGAAGAAGAACCUGAAGAAGGGGAGAUCACACUGGUCCCUGUGAAGCCUGAAAAAGAGAAGAUCACACUGGUCCCUCUGAAGCCCAAAGAAGGGGAGAUUACACUGGUCCUUGUGGAGCCUGGAGAAGAAAAGGAGAUCACGCUGGUCCCUGUGGACCCUGAAGAAGAAGAGGAGACUACACUGGCCUUUGUAGAGCGUAAAGAAGAAGAGGAGAUCACACUGGUCCCUGUGGAGCAUGGAGAAGAAAAGGAGAUCAUGCUGGUCCCUGUGGAGCCUGAAGAAGAAAUGCAGAUCACACUGGUCCCUGUGGAACCCAAAGACGAAGAUGAGACUACACUGCCGCCUGUAGAGCCUGAAGAAGAGGAGAUCACACUUGUCCCUGUGGAACCUGAAGAAGAAGAGGAGACUACACUGUCCCUGUAG